This is a messenger RNA of Pseudopodoces humilis (Tibetan ground-tit), 2087 nucleotides long. RefSeq names its product cholesteryl ester transfer protein (gene CETP). Gene Ontology annotation, biological process: cholesterol homeostasis; cholesterol metabolic process; phosphatidylcholine metabolic process. Gene Ontology annotation, cellular component: high-density lipoprotein particle. The record is from RefSeq and is a predicted model, not a curated record. Gene Ontology annotation, molecular function: phosphatidylcholine binding; cholesterol binding; cholesterol transfer activity. Lineage: Eukaryota; Metazoa; Chordata; Aves; Passeriformes; Paridae.
CUCAUCAGCGCUCUCUGCUCCGGCUGAGGAUGUGCUGGGCUGGCAGGACGAUGCUGGGGACCUUCAGCAUCUUGCUAGUGCUUGUCCAGGCAGCAGCAGCCUGUGAGUUUGGGCCCUUCCCCUACAGAGCCACAGGGAUCGUCUGCAGGAUGACCAAGCCCGCGGCAUUGCUGUUGAACCAGGAAACGGCCCAGGUCAUUCAAGCAGCCUUCAGAAACGCCAAAUUCCCCAACAUCACUGGGGAAAGGUCCAUGAGGAUCCUGGGCCGUGUGGCUUAUGGGCUGAGCAACAUCCAGGUCAAUGACUUGUCCAUCCAGAGGAGUGAGGUGGAGCUCAAGGAGGACAAAGCCAUUCACAUCUCCAUUAAAAACGUGACAGCCUUGUUCAAAGGGACCCUGACCUAUGGCUAUGCCGGGGCCUGGUUCUUGCAGCUUUUUCAUUCAGUUGAUUUUGAAAUUGAGUCUUCCAUUGACCUCCAGCUAAAUAUCGAUCUGGUCUGCCAAAAGGACCAAGUGGCUCCUGAUGCCUCAGACUGCUACCUGACUUUCCACAAACUCACACUUCACCUCCAAGGAGACAAGCAACCUGGCUGGCUGAAGCAGCUCUUCACAGAUUUCAUCUCCUUCACUCUGAAGCUUGUCCUCAAGAGGGAGGUGUGCAAGGAAAUAAAUGCUGUUGCUCAGACGCUGACCAAUUUUAUACUUGAUUUAGCAGCCAAUUUUGUCCGGGAUAAGGACAUCGUUGUUGAUAUCUCCCUCGCAUCAGACUCUGUGAUAAAAGCAAGCUACAUAGAAUCCCACCACAAGGGCCUUGUCCUGUACAAGAACAGCUCCAGCGUGCUCAGUGACUCUGUGUUCUCCCCGUCGCUGCUGACCGAGUCCCGAAUGCUCUACUUCUGGCUGUCCGAGCACAGCCUCAGCUCUCUGGCUGCAGCAGCUUUCUUAGAUGGGCGGCUGCUGCUGAACCUCAGAGGGGAGAAAUUGCAGGAGCUGUUUGAGAUGGAAGACACAGAAGAGCAGCGGAAGGCAGUGCAGAUGAUUUUUCAAGGAACCUCCUACAAUGACUCUGUGGCCAAGGUGUGGAGUCUCACCCAGCCCCAGAUUUCUCUUCAGCCUGAGGGGACAGUGGUGAGGUCCUUGGUGGCAGUGGAGGUCAGCAUCCUGCUCGCAGGAGAAGAGCCCCUGGUGUCUCUGUACAUGGAGAAGGAAAUCACAGCCACUAUCCAAGCUACCUAUGCAGAAAAGAAACUCAUUUUGCAGCCUGUGGACUCCAGUGUCGAGAUUAAAGUGUUUAAAUGCAUAGCUGAUCCAAGUGGGGAGGACCCAUCCAUACAAAGCUUCCUGAAGAAUAUGAUCUUGGUUGCUGGCAUUCCAGAAGUAACUUCAAGUAUUGGAUCAGCUCUGACUUCACUGAUGAACAGCAAAAGGCUUGAUCUCUUUGAUAUCAUAAAUCCUGAGAUCAUCACCAGAAAGGGAUAUGUAAUUGUACAGCUUGACUUUGGCUUCCCAAGUCAUUUGCUUCUUAAUUUUCUUGAGAAAAGUUGGUAGAGCUCAUCCCUCCACAGAGGAGCACAGGAACUUGUGUACAACCAGAAAAAUUGCAUCUGAACCAAUUAAAAGAUGAGCUGCUUUGAAUCAGUUUCAAUUGAAUUUCAUUUCCUUUUCCUGAGAAACGUUCUAGGCUCUGUGCAACUGUGCUUCCAUGGAGUCUUUAUUCUGCAAAGAUUUUGAAGUCUGCACCUCAAUCCAUGCUACUUUUCCAGGAUCUUUAAGGGGCUUGUGUUUUUAGGAGUCACGGCUGGGCUCUUGAAGUGCUCAGGCUUUGGGUUAGCAGUCUCAGGAGACAGCAGAAAUGGAUUUUGCCACCUUUUGGUCUCUCUGUUGCUACAUUUUGGAAAUACAGCAUCUUUCCUGCUCAUCCUGGGUUUCCCUUCUGCCAAGAGCAUCCUGAUUUUGACAGAAUCCAGCAAGUCAAAUGAUAUUACCAAACUCCAAGUAAGCUCAGAACCAGUAAUGCUAAAAGACCUGGAUAUGGCUGGAAAAAGUAAAUGGGAUGUGAAUUUGGAGUGCAAUAAAAUAACAGAGAGA